CCCACGGGGUCCCGGCCCGAGCCGCACGGACCAGUGGCUGUAGGACAAUUUCACCGGUCAUUCCGGCGAGAUAGUUUGUCCCCUUACUCCUACGUUUCAACUUCGUCCCACAGCCACAGUACUUUCCCUCUGAAAAGUUUAGAUCGGACUCCGAUUCCUCCUAGAACAUGGCAGAACUCCCUUGGGAUGCACCCUGGACAAGUAGAGACGUCUCCCACUUUUUCAGAUAAAGGGGUGCCAUUUCCUGUACUGCAGAGGUUUCCAGCUGAGGUUACCUAUACGCUGCAGCCCAGCGCCACAUCCGUACAUGUUCAACAAGGUCCUCAAACAAUGGUCAGCUCCUCCCAAAAAUAUAGUAACUACACACCCUCAGCGCAGUACUCACAAGCCUACUAUCCAACAGCUGUGCUACAGUGCUGUUCUCCUUCUACACACAUGGAUGCUCUGAGUAGUUGUGUCACUCCCACUGCCUCUUCCUAUGCACAUUGCAACUACUUCCAGAAUCCUCCAAUGCAGUCCUCCUAUCCAGUUGAAUUUCUGCCUUCUAAUUGGCCCUGCAAUACUACUGAUGAAAAUAAAAAGACAGAAGUAAAUUUAGAGGCUGUCUUUCAGAUAGUAGAUGAGUUGCAUUCCUCCCCUAAAUUGGAGAUGGUAAAGGUGGAGCCUGUGGAGAAUCAGUGCCCAGCGUCUCAAUCUAACAGAGGCCAACAUAUCCUAACUAAUUCAAACAACAGUAAUCCGUCUUCUACAAGUCAGCCUAGCCAGUUGGAGACGCUUACACCUGUAGGCUCAGAUAUUACAUCUUUUGUGGUUGGAACAGAACAAGCAAUUACCUGCUCUCUACCACAGUCACCUGAGUAUAUUUAUACCAUUCACACAGCUCCACCUGUUGAAAAUAGCCCACUGCAGGAAUCUGCACCAAUUCAACAAGCUCAUGUCAAACUGAAGGAGCAGCUAAGUAAUAAUCCAUCUCCAUCUUCUGUAUUAUUUGUGCAAGAAGGACUAUCAUUUAGCACACACCAGGUUGAUGCCAAUAUAAAAUGCCAGACCAAUCCACCUGAGAAUAUCUUGCCUUCAGAACAGAUGGGAUUCCUCAUUUCAGAAAUGGGGCCUGCUAGCAAGCCUAGUAAAGACACAGGUUUAUCCACUCCAGCCAGAUACAGAGAACGAAGAAGCAACUCACAAGGAAAGUCCCCUGAUCUUCAUCUGCUGGUGGACGUGGCCUGCAAGCAGGAGCACUUUCCAAAGGAGGAAGAAUUAAAAGAGUGAGGAAUGGAUGAUACAUGUGACAUUGUGCACUAGCUGUAGCUAAAGGCAGACUAGCCUUGCACAUGACAUGCUGUUAGGAUUUUUUCAGUUCUGUUAAGGAAAAAAAGUAUUUUUGUUUUGUUAAUUGAGAAUUUUGUUCAUUGAGAAUUGAGAAUUUGGUAUUUACUACAGCGAUUUAUUUUAGAUUAUUUGCCUUGACAAACUUCUAAACAUCUAGCAGCCAUUUUUUUUUUCUGCCCAGAUAACUUUCAAAUGAAAAGUCCUGGACUUCUGUUACAGCCGAAAAGCUUCUAAAAUCUGCUGCAUCUAAGGUACUGAAGACAAAUCUGCAUGUGUGCUGAUUGGCUGUCUUGCCACUCUCAAACUAGUCAGCACAACUCCAGUGGGGAGUUCAGUCUCUGUUUCAAGUCACAGUGUGAUCCUUUUAGAGAAGAUUGUGUGAGAAACAAAGACACGUGAGGUCACCAAGAUCACAGGGCUAAAUGGGUCAGGAAUUCCAGGGAAGAAACUCUGGGGAAGAGCUAAUUUUCUAAGCGAUUAACCAGGAAAGUCUCUUACUUCCUAACCCAGUAUUCUGUUUCAAGAGCAAGGCAUCCAGACUUGGACUAUCCAUCACACUUAGCAGCCCCUGAUUCUUUUAUAUUAAUGGGAGCAUUCUCCUAUUUUCGUGUAUUUCUUUAUUUUAAUGAUACAUUAUCAUAAAUGAUAGGAAGGUUUUGUUAAUAUAUCACUUAUUUAAAUAUCUGCUAAAGAAAAGUAUUUAACUUGUUUAAUAUAAUUGUAUUUAUAAAUGCUGGUAGAUUUAAAGGUUUUAAAGCUCUAUAUUUUUAUCAUUAUUGCAGGAUGGAAGGAUAAAGGAUUCAUGUGUAAUAUUUUUAUUUUAAAGGAGAAAGGGUACAAUGUGUUAACAAAAACAAGAGACAACACAAUGUUUUCUUAUUUUAGAUUUUUGCGUUCAAUAAGUAAAAAUCCUCAUCUAUAUAAGGUGUUGUGUGCAAAUUUGGGAAAAAACAGAUUAGUAGUCAUUUAGCAGAAGCUGUGCCUCAGAUUUUAAAAAAUAAUUUCUAUCUGAUUUAAGCUUCUGAAAGAAUUUUGGAUAGUGGGAUAGACUAUAAAAUUUUUUUCUUAUCCCUUCUAUAAAAUUCUAAGUCUUAGUAGUAGAUUUUGGGCCUUUAUUUUAUUUUUUAGGAGAGAAGGAUAUCUUGGAUGUACACUUUCUGUGGCUGAUCCCUUACUUGCUCAUCCAAUGACACAAGAAUCUUUCUGAUUUAAAACCUUUUAAAUUGACUGUACCUUUCUAUUGGAUUCUGCUUCAGUUUUCCUCAUAAGCACUGCAGAAACAAAAGGAAAGCCCAGGAAUAUGAAAUUAAUUUAAAAGAAAAGGCACUUACUGAUAUGACAUCUCACUAUUGUGGGUGUAACAGUUCAUUUCCUAUAUUGCAUUAUGCCUUUCCAAUGAUAUCAAACCCUAAAAGUGUUGGGGUGAGCUCUGUAUUGGUCUGCAGUGAUUCAGUUUAGGUAUUAAAGUAGGCUCUGAAAAGUGUCCUGUCUGGUCCAUUUGAUAAGGCUAUGUGAUAGACAUUUAUUCAUCUUUAAUAGCAAGGUUUAAAAGAUGAAAAAAUUAUCAAGAUGGCUACAUCUUUUGACCAGACUAUAUAAUAUUUUGGCAAUGUCUAAAUGAAAGAACUCUGCCUUUUCUCUGUCAUGUUGAAGAACUGACGUACUAUGUAGGUGAUAUUUCUUUCCUUAAAUAUGGCCUUCUUAGCUUUAUAUAUGUUGAGAUAAUAUCUUUUGAGAAAUAUGUGUCAAGCAGGAACUUUGGCAUAGAUUUGGUUUCAGUGGUUUUAAGACUCAGUUAAUGAAAUGCCUUAAUCAGCUUUCCAAACAUUUUUAUACAUGACUGCAACAGACCAAGGAGCUGGAUCUCCUACUAUACUCACAUGUCUGGUACCUAUCAACUAAAGCUAUCCUUAAUGACUUGGGCAAAAUGACAAAAGGUAUAAUAAAAAUCUUCUUGUAAAUUAAUCAGUAGGAUCUGACACAACCAGUCAACUAACAAGGUUCCUGACUGGCACCUCAGUAUUUCAGCACCUUAACCACUGACAAAUUUCAGUCAAUCAACAAUAAAGUGAGCGUUCCAACU
This is a messenger RNA of Carlito syrichta (Philippine tarsier), 3412 nucleotides long. RefSeq names its product heat shock transcription factor 5 (gene HSF5). The transcript is spliced from 6 exons. The coding region runs from base 187 to 1269 and encodes 360 amino acids. NCBI's taxonomy places the organism in Eukaryota, Metazoa, Chordata, Mammalia, Primates, Tarsiidae. The record is from RefSeq and is a predicted model, not a curated record.